This is a messenger RNA of Lolium rigidum, 865 nucleotides long. RefSeq lists its product as uncharacterized. Bases 120 to 665 code for a protein of 181 amino acids. The transcript has 3 exons. NCBI's taxonomy places the organism in Eukaryota, Viridiplantae, Streptophyta, Magnoliopsida, Poales, Poaceae. The record is from RefSeq and is a predicted model, not a curated record.
UUCGUUCAGGCGAAAGAAAAGCGAGUCCCCCAAAAUAAAAAGAAACGGAACGCCCAGAUCCGCCGCAACUAGAGAAGGAGGCAAACGCACCAAAUUUCGAUUCCCCGCUGAAGUUCAAGAUGGCCAUGGCGGCGGUUCGAUUCGCCGCGAGGAGGCUCACUGGCCAGCAAUCGCAGGCGAUUCUUAGGUCGGCUGUCGCGAAUGAACAAGGGGUGGUCAACCGCGGCGGCUCGCCCGGCUAUGCUCUACGCCGGUUCACCUCAUCCGAUGCUCCUGCUGCCAACGGAUCAAAAAUCAACACCGAGCAUCCUUCUGUUUCAGGGGAUAACCGUCUAAUGGCAGCUCACCAGAAGAAAGAGGAACUCUUCCAUAUGCUAGCUGAGAUACAAACGGAUAAGGAUAUUUCUUUCACAAGAAGAAUGAAAGACAGGCUGGUGCUGCAGCGUCUUACCACGCUUAUCGACAUGCCUAAUAACCCUGAAUGGCACUGGUAUCGUCGAGAAUAUGCAGUUAUUAAAUUUUUGCGUGGUACAACAGUUUUCUUCGGUUUCAUUUAUCAGUUGGAAAAGUUGGAUGAUUUUUUUCACCGGAAUAAGCAAGUUCAGCGAGCUGACAGUAACAACCAAGCCAAUGUUUCAUGUGCAGAACCAGCCAUUGAAGAAUAGUUUAUGUCAGUUAGUGCAGCGUUUGUGAUCUUGAGCUACAACUUUGAUUGCAAAAAUUCAACAUUUCAAAGUUCCAAAAAAAAUCUGCUUGUAGUUAAGCUGUAAUACUACAAGUGUGCGAAAUCACAAUACAAAAUAUGAUGAAAAGUGUGGAUCUCGGUACACAUUUUCAAAUCCCCAUUGUUAGGAUUUGUCAUUUU